Molecule: messenger RNA, 1014 nt
Organism: Magnolia sinica
Lineage: Eukaryota; Viridiplantae; Streptophyta; Magnoliopsida; Magnoliales; Magnoliaceae
Exons: 4
Coding region: 1-1014 (337 amino acids)
Source: RefSeq, a predicted model, not a curated record
AUGAAUUACAUGAAGCAGAUGCUGGAGCAGAUUUAUAGCCAACAGGUUCAGUUACCCCAGCAAGACGACGGUUGGGCCUUUUCUCUUACUCUAGUUGAUGUAGCUUGGCUUUGGUUCAAGCAGUUGAAACCAAAGUUCAUUAGCUCGUUCUCUGAUCUCAAUGACGCUUUCCUUACCAACUUCAUCGGUGGGAAGAAAAAAUUGAAGUCAUCUGCAUACCUGAAUAAUAUAAUCCAAAAAGAAGGAGAGCUGCUUAAGGAUUAUAUCAAGCGUUUCAACUUUGAAUCACUCCAAGGUGUCAGGGAUAAGCCGUUUCUUACAUCCUUGGACAAGAACUCGCCCAUCACUCUAGCUGAAUUCAUGGCAUGUUCAGAUAAGUAUGCGGAUGCCGAAGAAACCCGAAUACUACACGAGGCUGCUCAAAACGCAAAAACCUCCACCAAAGAGUCAACAAAAAAGGAAGUUGACUCGGCCGGAGGUAAGAAGCGUAAAGAUGAUCGGUCCCGCGAUGAACGUAGAUCGGGUAAAAAGCCCGAUCAAAAGUUUUCAACGCGGAAUAAAAAUAAGUACUGCCAUUUCCACCGAGAUCAUGGGAAGAACACGAGCGACUGGUAUAAUCUCAAACAGGAGAUUGAGAGGCUUAUUCGAGAAAGUCACCUCGGCGAACACGUCGACUCAGGAGCUAGAGCCACGGAAGAACACCCAAAUGAUAACCGACCCAUUGAGGAUAUUCGAACUAUCAUCGGUGGUCAUUUGGGUGGAGGCGACUCAAGUAAUGCUCGGAAGAACCAUGCGAGGAACAUUAGUCACCUUGAGUUCGAAAUUAUGAUUCUAGCUCGGCCUCCGAAGGAAAGAAAGUUCGGAAGAUACAGCAUGGCAUUCACGGAGGAAGACGUGAGGGGCAUUCAUCAUCCGUAUGAUGAUGCUCUGGUUAUCACCGUUACUAUUGCUAACCGCCGAGUCUUCAGAGUCCUCGUCGACGCAGGAUCAUCCGCAGAUAUGUUGUUCACAUAG